AUGUCUGAUGAAGGAGUGCGUGAACGCAUGAAUGGAUCUAAUAAUGGAAACUCUCAAACAAUUUCUAAUUUAUCUGUGGGGUUAAAAUCAGUCAAUCUCAAUGAGCAGCAGAACGAGGUAAACUUGAACUUAUUACAACAGCAAUUACAUAAUGAGGUCAGUUCCCAGCAGCAGCAGUCUAGAAUAACGAAUUUUUUCCAGAAUCAACCUACGGAGGGUUACACCUUGUUCUCUCACCGGUCAGCCCCAAAUGGCUUCAAAGUCGCUAUAAUUUUAUCUGAAUUAAAUUUACCGUUCAACACCAUAUUCUUGGACUUUAAUAAUGGAGAGCAGAGAGCGCCCGAAUUUGUCACUAUUAAUCCGAAUGCAAGGGUUCCUGCUCUUAUUGAUCACUACAAUGAAAACACUUCAAUCUGGGAGUCUGGUGCAAUCAUAUUGUAUUUAGUGUCCAAGUUUUUAAGAGAAAAUGGCGAAUGUCCAUUAUGGUCUGAUAGUCUUAUAGAACAGUCUCAGAUAGCCUCAUGGCUAUUUUUUCAGACAUCAGGACACGCUCCGAUGAUUGGGCAAGCUUUGCAUUUCAGAUAUUUUCAUUCUUGUGCUGUUCCAAGCGCAGUGGAGAGAUAUACAGAUGAGGUCAGAAGGGUUUAUGGUGUGAUUGAGAUGGCACUAGCAGAAAGAAGAGAAGCUUUGAUUAUGGAUUUGGAUGUAGAGAAUGCCGCUGCCUACAGUGCUGGGACAACCCCAUUAUCUCAGUCAAGAUACUUUGAUUACCCAGUAUGGCUUGUAGGUGAUAGAGCAACCAUUGCUGACUUAUCUUUCGUUCCCUGGAAUAACGUUGUUGAUAGAAUUGGAAUAAAUUUAAAGGUCGAGUUUCCCGAAGUUUACAAGUGGACAAAGUAUAUGAUGAGACGUCCUGCAGUUGUCAGGGCAUUGCGUGGAGAUUAG
This is a messenger RNA of Priceomyces carsonii, 945 nucleotides long. It is a transcript of the gene URE2, whose product is annotated as Ure2p. The coding region runs from base 1 to 945 and encodes 314 amino acids. The record is from RefSeq and is a predicted model, not a curated record. The transcript has a single exon. Gene Ontology annotation, biological process: regulation of nitrogen utilization. Gene Ontology annotation, molecular function: transcription corepressor activity. NCBI's taxonomy places the organism in Eukaryota, Fungi, Ascomycota, Pichiomycetes, Serinales, Debaryomycetaceae.